This is a messenger RNA of Lathyrus oleraceus (garden pea), 2523 nucleotides long. Its product is annotated as filament-like plant protein 5. The record is from RefSeq and is a predicted model, not a curated record. The transcript is spliced from 5 exons. Bases 287 to 2395 code for a protein of 702 amino acids. Lineage: Eukaryota; Viridiplantae; Streptophyta; Magnoliopsida; Fabales; Fabaceae.
CGCAGCAGGAGCGUUUAAACAGUGACCGCACACGCGCACAUUUGGCCAGUAUUUCCGUAACCCCGCUCCUCUCUCUCUCUCUUGUUUUCAUUUGAUAUUAAUCAAAACUUCAAACUUCAAACUUCAAAUUCCUUCUACGAACCCUCAAACAGCCACUAUAUCUCAUUCUUCUCUUCUUGUUUCCAUCAUUCCGACACUAAAAUUUGCAUUCUCUUAUCCUUCUUCUCAAGUAAGUCAUUAAGUUCUCAAUUUCAGCAUACUUUGAGCAGACUAGUAAAAUUCUGUUAUGGAUCGUCGAGGUUGGCCGUGGAAGAAAAAAUCAUCUGAUAAAGUCACAAAGACUGAUAAACCAUUUGUCACAACUGACUCCGUUGGUUCUACCUUAUCUUCUGUGGCACAUUUAGGAAAUCAGCAUGAAAAAAAUUGCGCAAAUAAGAACUAUGUUCAAAUUCCAAUGGAUUCUUACACAUGUAUGACUGAAUUGGAAGAUCAAGUAAAAGAUUUGGAAUCAAAGCUAUCAGCAGCUUAUUCAGAGUUAGAUAACAAGGAAAAUCUGGUUAAACAGCAUGCGAAAGUUGCCGAGGAAGCAGUUUCAGGUUGGGAGAAAGCCGAUGCAGAAGUUGUUUCCUUACGAAGUCAACUUGAAUCUAUUACUCUUUCGAAGCUUAGUUGUGAUGAGAGAGUAACUCAUUUAGAGGGAGCUCUGAAAGAAUGUGUGAAGGAGAUAAGAACUAUAAAGGAAGAAAGUGAGAAGAAAGUACAAGAGGUGAUUCUUGUGAAAUCUCAACAGUGGGAGAGGUUCAAGUUAGAGCUUGAAUCAGAAAUAGAUAAGUUGGAUAAAGGACUUCACGAAGAAGCUGGUGAGAAUGCCGCACUUCUGAGAUCGCUUCAUGAAAGUUCAAACAAAAUAGUGAAACUAAAAGAAGAAAAGUCUGAAGCGGAGGCCGAGUUAGAGGUUCAAAAGAAGAAUGUUCAGUCGUGCGAAAAAGAAAUAAGUUCUUUGAAGUAUGAGCUGCAUAUUGUUUCUAAGGAGAUGGAUAUUCGAAAUGACGAGAAGAACAUGAUAAUGAAAUCGGCAGACGUGGCUAACAAACGGCACGUGGAGGAUGUUAAGACUAUUGCUAAGUUGGAGGGUGAGUGCCAACGCCUUCGUGGUUUGCUGCGAAAGAAGUUACCUGGACCUGCUGCAUUGGCACAAAUGAAGCUAGAAGUUGAAAGUACGCACCGCGUCAUUAGUGGAAUUCAUCAAAGAAAAACUAGUAACCUGCAAGAAUCCGAGUUUCUUAGUGUGUCGAAACGAUUUGAGGUGUUUGAAGAAGAAACAACGAGAUUGAAAGAAGCUUUGGCGUCAAGUAAUGCUGAACUACAGGCUUCUAGGAACUUGUACACUAAAACAGUUGGUAGAGUUAAGAGCUUAGAAGCUGAGGUACAAAUUCUUCAUCAAGAAAGAAGUUCGCAGACGCAGAAAUCAAAUUUAGAGAUCAAUUACCGGAAUUCUUCAAGUAGAAUUUCUAGCAAUUCACCAAGCAUCACUUCUAUAUCAGAUAGUUGGCAUGAUGAUCCAGAAAGUCCUGCUGACUCAUUUUCAGCCUCAGCUUCUGACCAUUUUAACGUAAGUCGAGUUAGAACCUCGGUUAAAGUUGAGAAUCGCAAAAGUGAAACUAUCUCGGAACUGAUGAACGAUUUCCUCGAAGUGGAGAAAAUGGCCUGUUCUUCAGACAAUGACAGUGUACAGAUUGCUAACAAAGUAAAGAACGACUCAUCUGAAGAUGAUCAAGUAAAAUCAAAUGAUGCUUUGGUUGAGAUUCAGCUGAAAUGUAUGACAGAAUCAUAUAAGUCACUUCAAACACAUGUUGAAGAGUUAGAAGCUGAAAAUAAGCUUCUAAAGGAAAAGAUAGACGAGCUAAAGAACGAUCUCGAGGAGGAAAAACAAUGCCAUCAUAAUGCUUUGGCGAGGCACAGAGAAUUAGACGAAAAAACGCCAAGGGAUAAGCGCCUCGAGUGUACAUCAAAUUCGGCAGCGAAUAAAGACAUUGAUACUCGGAAGGAUACAGAACUAGCUGCUGCAGAGAAAAAGCUAGCAGAAUGUCAAGAGACUCUACACGUACUUGGUAGGCAAUUACAAGCAAUGUGUCCACAAAUCGGCUCUAAAAGACUUCAAACAAAUGAAUCGUCGAUUAAACCAAAUUAUGACCAGUCGAAUUCCAAUGGCUCUUAUAACUCAGAUGAAACUGAUCACGCCGAAGCAUGUAGUGUAUCUUCUAAUUCUGAUAUUCAAGGAGCGAAUGACGAGUUUUCAUCGUCUCGUAACUUUGGUUCCACGUCAUGUCUUUCAGACACAGAAUGCAACCUUUCUGUAAAUUCUUCAAUAGUAUCAAAGGCACCUCACCGAUGAUUUCGAUUUAUCGCUUAAAAUCAAAGGGCAUAAUCCAUUUUGUCACCCUUAUGUAAUAGUUUUGUAUAUAUGAUUAUUACUAUGAUAAUCAAAUCAUUCAGAAUGCUAAGAUUAAUUAAAAUUUACAA